CAGGUAGGCGGACGCGUUGCUAUGGUUAUAGACCGUUCUCAUGCGUAAACUUUAUAAAAAUGAAUAUAGUGUAUCUACAUACGCUAGCUUGUUGUUCCUGUUUUGCUUCACUUUGUCGUGUGUGUUUUAAUUUGCAGGAUUGUCUGCGGGUUCGCUGUCCUCUGUUACCCUGCAGUUGCUGCUGAACCUGACGAGCAUCUACUUCGUCUUCUAUUUCCUCUUCACUCUCAGCCUAAUUAUCAAGAAGAGUCCGUGAUGCCAUGCUUGGAGCUGCCGUAUCCUUCUGAUGCGUUGACAAAUGAUGUAGGUCUCCUGCUCCUCUUUGCUGCUCUGGAGUUUCUGCAUUUCUACUGGGGUGUGCGGGGCAAUCUGACGGAGAGUGACAGCUACAUGUUUGGGAACCUCAUUAUGACAGUAACAACCAUCUUAUUGUCGGUGUACUUCCUGGUGUGGCAGACCUACGUCAUGAGAGCAGACGUAAUAAUCAGCAGUGUGUUGAUCACUUUCUAUGGUGCAGAUGGAGUCCUCGCUUUAAGCACCCUGGCCAAAUUUAGGAGAGAGUAUUUGUGAAGAAGACUUCAUCACCAUAUUGUCCUGCAGCAAACUAGAUAGUUAAUAUUUCACAGAUAGAAAACAAGAUUUAUGAAAUUAAUGUGUUGUUUGGACAGUUUGAGUGUUUAUAAUUGUAAUUUUUUUUUAUUAAACUUUUGUUCUUUUUUAA
Poeciliopsis prolifica (blackstripe livebearer) is the source of this 721-nucleotide messenger RNA. Its product is annotated as transmembrane protein 216-like. The transcript is spliced from 5 exons. The record is from RefSeq and is a predicted model, not a curated record. Gene Ontology annotation, biological process: non-motile cilium assembly. Lineage: Eukaryota; Metazoa; Chordata; Actinopteri; Cyprinodontiformes; Poeciliidae. The coding region runs from base 256 to 570 and encodes 104 amino acids. Gene Ontology annotation, cellular component: ciliary transition zone.